Notodromas monacha is the source of this 1826-nucleotide messenger RNA. Lineage: Eukaryota; Metazoa; Arthropoda; Ostracoda; Podocopida; Cyprididae. The record is from the annotation of a GenBank genome assembly.
GUUAUUUUUCCCCCGCAGGCAACAGAAAAUCGAACGCGCCAUAACAUUGUGUUGCUGUAGAAUUUUGAUUAUUCGCACGCAGUCGUGCUGUGGUGUAAAAUUUAAUUCAACAUGUUCGAAGAAGAUUGGGACUAUGAAUACAACCAACGUGGAGCCGGAAGCGAGUUCAGUCGGAUGCACUCGGACUCGAGGGCCGAUGAGACCUUCGACCGUCAAUAUUCUUCCCACUACAAAGUCCCAGACGCGGUGAAAAACUUCGUGCAGCAUUUCUUCUCCGCGUAUACGAGGAAUGACAGCUUUGAGAUCCAAAACAUUUAUGAGAAUCUGUAUCCUCAACUCACUGAGGAAUAUUUCAAAAGCACUCCUUGGCCGGAAGCCAUGGAUAUAGCUAUGUUCGUGGAAGAAGACGAAUUGUUUCUGACGCUAUACAAGGAGCUGUUCUAUCGGCACAUCUAUGCCAGAGCGCCGACUGCAUUAACGAUUCAGCAUCGUUUUGAGUCGUAUUGGAAUUAUUGCGCUUUGUUCAAUAUGUUUCUGAGCGCCGAUCGUCCAGUCGCAUUGGAAUUGCCGAAUCAGUGGCUCUGGGACAUCGUGGACGAAUUCAUCUAUCAGUUCCAGUCGUACGCCCAGUUCCGCGCGAGACUCAACAAGAAAAGUGACGAUGAAUUGGAUGCCCUCAAGAAGAGCCCAAAUAUUUGGAACGUGCAUUCUGUGUUGAACGUGCUGCAUUCGCUGAUUGAAAAGUCAAACAUCAAUGACCAGCUGGAGGCUUAUGCGAAUGGCAGGGAUCCCGAGCAAGUGGCGGGUAUUUUCGGAGUCCACUCUCUGUACAAGAUGUUGGGCUAUUUCUCGCUGAUUGGACUGCUGAGGUUGCAUUCCUUGUUGGGCGACUUCUACCAGGCUUUGCGUGUCCUGGAUCACAUUCAGUUCAAUAAAAAGAACAUCUUCAACCGCGUUCCGGCUUGUCAAGUGACGACUUAUUACUAUGUCGGCUUUGCCUAUAUGAUCAUGCGACGAUAUGCAGACGCUAUCCGGACGUUUUCGAACAUUCUACUGUACAUCCAAAGGACAAGGAAUAUGUUCCAGGCGAAGAAUUAUCAAAAUGAUUUGAUCAACAAGCAAACUGAGCAGAUGUACAUCCUGUUGUCUAUUUGUAUGACGUUGCAUCCUCAACUCAUUGAUGAGUCUCUGAUGCAAGUGUUGCGGGAAAAGCCGCAUUCGGAACGAAUGGCGAAAAUGCAACGCGGGGAUUUGCAGGAAUUCGACGUGAGCUUUUCCUUCGCAUGUCCCAAAUUUUUGUCGCCUUUGCCGCCGUCUGCGGAUGAAAUGCAAGUGAAUUUCGACAAGGAGCCGUUACAAUUGCAGCUGAAGGUUUUCAGCGACGAGGUUCAGCAGCAGUUGUACAUCGGUACGAUUAGAAGUUAUUUGAAGUUGUAUACCACUAUGCCGAUCUCGAAGCUUGCGAAUUUUCUGGAGAUGGAAGUGGAAACCUUGAAGGAGCAUUUGCUCUGUUUCAAGCACAAGAUGCGGAAUUUGGUUUCCACGAAGGGAUGUGUGUCCGCAUUGGAUGGCGAAUUUGAGUCCGGUUCGGAGGUUGACUUUUAUAUCGACGGAGAUAUGAUUCACGUGGCAGACACGAAAGUCUCUCGUCGUUACGGUGACUUUUUCAUCAGGCAAAUUCAUAAAUUCGACGAAUUGAACCGGAACCUGAAAGGACUCCCCUACUGUUGAAAUGUGUAUUAUCCGAAAAGUCCGCGAGAUUUUUUUGGAAUUCUGAAAACAUCCCGUUUCCUUAUUUCAAGGCUGAAUAAAGACUUUGGAAGGUG